Messenger RNA from Eruca vesicaria subsp. sativa (arugula), 1347 nucleotides. Lineage: Eukaryota; Viridiplantae; Streptophyta; Magnoliopsida; Brassicales; Brassicaceae. The record is from the annotation of a GenBank genome assembly.
CAUUAUAUCAUCUCUAAUCGUUCCACCACUUCCGUACCCACACAUUCCCUUACCCAACACAAAAUCUCAUUCACCCUAACACCAAUUCCAAUCGAAGCCAUGGCUAGUGUGAAGCUAAGCUCUUGUGUACAUCCCUCUGUCAUAAAACCCGGGUCCAUAACCGGGUCCAACAGAUGCUUCCUCAAAACCCCACCGUUCCUUCUCCGGCAAAAGUUCACGGCGUUAUCAGCCGUCAGAGGAGACAGUAACACCGCCAGUAUCAUCCACCAAGAAGAAACACAAAGCCUAAGUUUCGAUUUCAUGUCUUACAUGAUCGGUAAAGCUAGCUCCGUCAACCAAGCUCUCGACUCCGCCGUAACGCUCCGAGAACCGGUCAAGAUCCACGAGGCGAUGCGUUACUCGCUCCUCGCCGGCGGUAAGCGAGUGAGACCGGUCCUCUGCAUCGCCGCGUGCGAGCUAGUCGGCGGGGAAGAAUCCGUGGCGUUGCCGGCGGCCUGCGCGGUGGAAAUGAUCCACACGAUGUCGUUGAUCCACGAUGAUCUCCCGUGUAUGGACAACGACGAUCUCCGCCGCGGAAAACCCACCAACCACAAAGUGUUCGGCGAAGACGUCGCCGUUUUAGCCGGAGACGCGCUUUUAUCGUUCGCGUUUGAGCAUUUAGCGUCGACGUCGGGGGUUUCUCCGGCGAGGGUGGUUAGAGCGAUCGGGGAGCUAGCGAAAGCCGUUGGAUCAGAAGGGCUCGUGGCGGGUCAGAUUGUGGAUAUCAGCAGUGAGGGGAUGGACUCAAACGACGUCGGGUUAGAGGUUCUUGAGUUUAUCCACGUUCACAAAACGGCGGUUUUGCUGGAGGCGGCGACGGUGUUAGGUGCCAUCGUUGGAGGUGGGUCUGAUGAAGAGAUUGAGAAGCUGAGGAAGUUUGCGAGAUGUAUUGGUUUGAUGUUUCAGGUGGUUGAUGAUAUUUUGGAUGUGACCAAGUCUUCGGAGGAGUUGGGGAAAACCGCGGGGAAAGAUUUGAUCGCCGAUAAGCUGACGUAUCCGAAGUUGAUGGGUCUCGAGAAGUCAAAGGAGUUUGCAGAGAGGUUGAUGAGAGAUGCUCAGGAACAGCUUCAAGGAUUUGAUUCCAAAAAGGUUGCACCUUUAUUGGCUUUAGCUAAUUACAUUGCGAAAAGACAGAACUAGUCCAGUUGUGAAUUUAAUUAUUGUGUAGUAUUCUCCGACAAGAGAUUAAGAAAAGUGGAUGUGGACAUUAUCUAUGCUUGCUUAUAGUUUCUGUAACAAAUUCCUAUGUUGGUUAUAAAGAUUGUGUAAGAAUUUUUUUUACUUUUGAAGAGGAAUCUUUUGUGUUCG